GAGAGUCAUAACAAAUCCACCUUUAUUUAACCAGGGUUAAGAGUUCAUUGUUACUUGCAAUUUUAUCAACAUGAUGUCUCUGCCAGAUUCGGAUUCUGAGGACGAGCUGCCGCCAGGCUGGGAGGAGCGCGCCUCCGACGACGGCGUUGUUUGCUAUGUAAAUCAACAAAGUAAAACGACCCAAUGGACGCAUCCGAGAACAGGACGCUCAAAGCGCAUCACCGGCGAGCUGCCCAUUGGCUGGGAGAAAUAUUAUGAUGAGACAAGCAAACGAUUCAUGUUCCUCAAUAAGGAAACUCAACAACGAACUAAUGUUGAUCCCCGAUUGGCUUUUGCCGUUGAGGAACCAACGCUUGAUGUGGCACAAGUGCGUCAGAGAUUCGACUCUUGUACUGGAGCAUUGCAAGUGUUGCAUGGCAAGGAUUUGCAUGGCCGUGUGGCCCUUAUAACAGGUGCCAAUUGUGGCAUUGGCUUUGAAACUGCCCGAUCAUUGGCUCUACAUGGAUGUGAGAUCAUCUUCGCCUGCCGUAAUCUGGCGUCUGCCGAGGAGGCCAUUAAACGCAUUGGCCAAGAUCGAUGUGCAGCAGCUGCCAGAUGCCGCACAGUGGCUUUGAAUCUGAGCUCUCUGCACUCCGUGCAACAGUUUAGUACACAAAUCAAGCAAACUGUCAGCCACAUUGAUUAUCUUAUACUGAAUGCUGGUGUGUUUGCUUUGCCUUAUACGAAAACCACUGAUGGUCUCGAGACAACAUUCCAAGUAUCGCAUCUAUCACAUUUCCAUCUAACUAUACAAUUGGAGUCGCUUUUUGAUCACAAUACUCGCAUUGUGGUCCUAUCCUCAGAAAGUCACAGGUUUGCCAAUCUGCCGGUGGACAAUCUAACACUGCAACACCUAUCACCCCCAGCGGAGAAAUAUUGGAGCAUGAUGGCCUACAACAAUGCCAAGCUAUGCAAUGUCCUGUUUGCCCAGGAGCUUGCACAACGUUGGAAACAUCGGGGUAUUUCAGUAUUCUCAGUGCAUCCUGGCAAUAUGGUGUCCACGCAGCUGUCACGUAAUUAUUGGUUCUAUCGUCUGCUUUUUGCCUUUGUGCGACCCUUUACCAAAUCCCUGCAACAAGCGGCUGCCACAAGCAUCUACUGUGCAACGGCGAACGAGUUAACCGGCCUAUCGGGUCUGUACUUUAACAAUUGCUACUUCUGCGAGCCCAGCAAGUUGGCAAAGUCCGCAGCCUUGCAGCAACAGUUGUGGCAGCUUAGCGAGCGUUUAAUCAGCGAUGUUUUGGAACAACAAAUGCAUUAAUUUCAAUUAGUUUAAAUACUUUUGUUUUUAUUUGAUUACAUUAUAUUUAUACAUUUUAUAAUUA
Molecule: messenger RNA, 1364 nt
Organism: Drosophila innubila
Lineage: Eukaryota; Metazoa; Arthropoda; Insecta; Diptera; Drosophilidae
Gene: Wwox
Product: WW domain-containing oxidoreductase
Exons: 6
Coding region: 71-1300 (409 amino acids)
Molecular function (GO): protein binding
Source: RefSeq, a predicted model, not a curated record